AAAUAUAUUUUAGGCUAUAGCUAUUUAUGCUGUUUAGCAUUAUGCCAUUGAAUACAAUUCCUGAUAAUAGCCUACUGAAUGUUUAAAAAUCCACCUGAACAUGAAAAAAAUAGGCUACCUGUAGACUAUUAUACCCCCAUAAGAUACUUUCAGAGUCUUUCUACUUAUUUGUUUCAUAGGUGUGGCUGUUGUUUCAUUUCAGCUAUCAAAUGACCAGCGUUUUAUCCAAUCUACGGUUACCACGGUAAAUCUCGGAAAGGGCAAUAAGCGCAAAGCACGCGUGGCUCGGGGCGGGUGGCUCGCGGGUCCAUCACAGAGCAGUUACCCAAAUGACUUUCCGGUCAGAAACAGAUUCGUCACUCAUCUUUACUCCCUAUCUCAACACGCACACACUCAACCGGUACAUCUGAUUCUUUUGUGAAGGUUGGCUGUGUGGUAUUGCGUGUUUCGUGCCUUCACUGCUCGGUGUUUCAGCACCGCGCCUGGAUGGAAAUGUGUCUUCCGGGGAAAAGCUGCUUUCACUCUACGAGACUGCAAGCACAUCGCGCCGCACAUCCUGGACAUCUGCAACUUUCAACAGAAGCGAGUGCCUUUCUGAGAUCGCAAGCGGUUUGAGACGCAGAUCUAUGGCCAGACCUAUGCGUCCCAGAGGAGAGAAGAGCCGUGGAAAAUCUGACAGAGGCCCGUGAGAGCUCAAACCCCUAAUUUUGCUAUUUCAUUCUGAUCCCAGUGCCGUCAUUCAUGGAUGAGCACGCAGAGGCGGGUCCGUUGCACGUGCAGACGGUGGAUGAACCACCGGGAGGCGCCACCGUUACCGUCGCCGCCGCAGAGUAUCAGGUCAAAACGGUGCUGAAGAGCGAUAGCGAGCUCAGCGAGGAUGACCUGCAGUCGGGCCCCGGAGCUCAAACACCGACAGCGGGUGAUCCGAUCACGGAGAUCGAGAGCGAGGGGGGCGCGCGGCCAGGGACGCACACACCGGCCGAGGACAUCGUCGGGCAGAGCGCAAGGAAAACGGAAACGGUGGGCUCCAGUUGCAGCAACGAGAGCUGCAUCCCGACUCCAGGCUGUCGGAUCUGCUUUCAAGGAGCCGAGCAGGGGGAGCUGCUGAGCCCGUGUCGCUGUGCCGGAUCUGUCCGACAUGCUCAUCAGCAGUGUCUGCUCAAGUGGAUCAGUGAGAAGGGCUCCUGGAGCUGUGAACUCUGCAACUAUAGAUUCAACAUCCUGCCUAUACAUAUCAAACCACCACAACAGUGGCAGACUGUCACCAUGACUCUGGUGGAGAAGGUUCAGGUUAUUGCAGUGUUGCUGGGCGGCAUCUUCCUGUUGGCCAGUGUAUCAUGGCUGCUGUGGUCAGCACUGAGCCCAGAGGCACUAUGGCAACGCAGUGACAUCCUGUUCCAGAUCUGUUACGGCAUGUAUGCAGUCAUGGACCUUGUGUGUAUCGGUCUGAUUGUUCAUGAAGGUGGUGCUGUGUACAAUGUGCUGUUGCGCUGGCGAGCUGUUAAUCUCUUCUGGGAUGUCCAGAAUUAUGAUAAAAGCCGAGACCUGGAGAACACACACAGCCUGCACCAUAACCUGUGGCUGCCUCUCACACACACACAUACAGUCUCCAACACACACUCACAAACCACCCGACUGGAGUCAUCUCCUCGAUGCCCCCUUCGCUUCCUCUCCAUGUGCCUGAACGUGACCUCUGACCUCUCCCCGCAGGAGCAAGGCGUUAGGGUCACAUCAGUUUAACACCAAAUUAAACUCAUUCAGGGACCAAUCGAACAUCCUUUGUGGGAGUGGCUAACUAGUGGGAGGAGCCUAAAUGUUGGGAGGGGCCUUACUAGAAAAGCACUUUAGAAGAUACGCAAACUGAAUUAAAUACAGAAUGAUGUUGUAUUGCAAACUGCACAGAUGUUUCCAGCCUGAAGUUCUGGAUCAGCCUUUGAGCAUCAAAGUAAGACUGCAAAGUUCUCCAUACACAGACUUAUAAUGCACACAAAAUGUAUUACUGCUGUUAGACGAAUGAAUGUUUGUUUUAAACCAACUGUUUUUAUGUUCAGGUUUAUAAUAAUUUUAGUACUUAUAAACUAAAGCUUAUCACCGCUUCGGUUCAUUAUGCUUCACCUACCAUAAUGUACAGGUACCACAGUUACAGGCUUUUUCACAUUUAGACGCGUUUCCACUAUCUCAUACUCAGACAUAUGUGUGCAAUCGUUACAUUUUGCCCUUGUGGCAGCUGCAUGGUAUUUUCAAAUUGGUUAUGAAGCAGCUGUUACCCUUUUCUUAUUCAGCAUGGUAAAAAUAAAUAAAUGAAUGAAUGCAUAUCCACUCAAAAAAAAUGAGCGCCGAUAAUGACAAUGUGGCUGAAAAUAUUGAAUUCACAAGUAGUUUAGAAAAUUUACAAAGGGGUAGCAAAAGUAAUAGAGAAAAUGAUUAAAAUAUAUAUAUAUAUAUAUAUAUAUAUAUAUAUUACUAAUGAUUUAGGUUUAUGCAUCUAAGCAGACACUUUUAUCCCAAGAGACUUACAAUGCACAAGAGCAUAAGCAAUUUGUCAUAGAGCCAAAAAUAUUGACAUAUCAUGGCAGGUUUAUUAUAAAAGGAAACAAGCUAAAGCAGAGGAAAUACUAUAGAAACCUGUUUCCGUGAUGGAAUAAAAAAUAAAAAUGGUAAUCGCGACUUUUUGUCUCACAGUUCAGAACUGCGAGACAAACCCCGAAUUCAAAUUAGAAUUAAAACAAUUUAAAGGUAUUUCAACAUGUCACAAUUCUGAUAUUCUCAAGUUACAAAUUUACAUCUCCCAGUUCAGACUUUUGUUCUCAGAAUUGCGAUUUAUUACAAUUCUCAGUUUAUAUUUUGCAAUUCUGCAAAAAAAAAAAAAAAAAAA
This is a messenger RNA of Carassius auratus (goldfish), 2875 nucleotides long. RefSeq names its product E3 ubiquitin-protein ligase MARCH11-like. The transcript is spliced from 4 exons. The record is from RefSeq and is a predicted model, not a curated record. Lineage: Eukaryota; Metazoa; Chordata; Actinopteri; Cypriniformes; Cyprinidae. Gene Ontology annotation, biological process: protein ubiquitination. The coding region runs from base 742 to 1740 and encodes 332 amino acids. Gene Ontology annotation, molecular function: ubiquitin-protein transferase activity; zinc ion binding.